This is a messenger RNA of Apis dorsata (giant honeybee), 2131 nucleotides long. RefSeq lists its product as uncharacterized. The record is from RefSeq and is a predicted model, not a curated record. The transcript is spliced from 3 exons. Lineage: Eukaryota; Metazoa; Arthropoda; Insecta; Hymenoptera; Apidae. The coding region runs from base 99 to 1991 and encodes 630 amino acids.
CUCAGUCAAAACAUUACAAUUUUAAAUAAUUAUUUCAUGUAUGUUUAUGAUUAUUAUAAUCCUUUAAACACGAUUAUAUAAUUAGAUUUAUUUAUUUUAUGAAUAUGGAAGGCAAUAUUUCUCCAAAUCUUCAAAAGUGGAUAAAAAAAUGUUUAAAAAGAGAAUUUGAAAAUAAUAUACAAAGAUCAUUAAAAGAAGAUACAGAUAAUGUUAAUAUAGCUCAAAAUAUUAUACGUUCAAAGGAAAUGUCCAUUUUAGUAAAUUCUAUGAAAGCUACAAUUCUUGAACAAUCUGCUUCGAGAUCUGAAUCAACUAUAAUUUCUGAUUCUCGACCUCAAUCGUCCUUUUCUUGCAUCAGUGAUCAAACAAGUGAAGAUUGGAAUUCUCCAUUAAAUAAUGAUGAAUAUUAUAAUGUUAUUCUUGAUAAAAUUAAUCAAGAUAAACCUAUUCAUGUUAGAUUAGCUGGUUAUGAAAUUUUAUUAAAAAGUGAACUUUCAAAUUUAAAUAAUAAUCCUAUAUGGGAUUCGCUUCAAAAAGCUUUAUUAAAAGGUCUUGUAGACGAAAGUAAACCUAUUUUUGAAGCUAGUUUACAAGUACAUGCAAAAUUGAUCACUUGUUUACAAUCAUACGAUGUAUAUAUCAAUUUGUUAAAUGCCUUUGAUUUUCAAUAUGAUUCACAAAAGACAUUUGAGAUUUUACCUACACUAAUUUCUGGAAUUAAUUUUAAAUUUUUUUUACAUGAAAGAGUAUUUCGUAUCAUACAUUUAAUAAUUCAUUAUCACGAAGAAAAACUGAAAAAUAUAAGAAAUCCUGAUAAAACUAUAGAAGAAUUAAUAGAACAAUUUAUUACAUUUUUGAGUACACAUGUAUCUGGAAAUAUAAUGCAGCAAAAAACACUAAAUAUACUGAAUAUUAUUUCUGUAUUAGAACCAUGUGCUGAUUGGAGUAAAAAAUGGAUUGUAAAUCUUGCUACUAGAAAAAUAUUUUUAACUGCUUUAGGAAAAUCACCAAAUUUAUUACAACAAGUAAUGCAUUAUGUACAAAAAGGAUUGGGAGAGCCUCCUCAUUCUAUAGCAAUUUCUAUUUAUGAUGAUCCAAUGGAAGUUAUUAUUAAUGGAAAUACAAUAGAAACAGUAACUUAUCUUCACUGUUUAUGUUUUGUGUCUCAACUUUGUGCUUAUGAAGCAGGUCGUGAACUUUUAAUAGAAAAUAUUUUAAUCAUUCCAUUUUCAGUUUCUAAAUUUUUAAGUGCUUCUUUGAGAGCUCUAAAUAAAUUAUCUGUAGAAACAGUAAGUGGUGUAUAUAAUGUUUCUUGUUUUGCUUUACAAUUUAUUUUAGAUAAACCAACAAUAUUGUAUGAUUAUGAAUUUUAUCAUAUUGCAUUGUGCCAUUUAUCAUCUUUUUCUGAAAAUAAUAUUAAAAUAUGGCCACAUACAUUAAAAAUUAUUCUUCAUAUGUUAGACACAAUAGAUGGUUCUUUAUUUCUUAUCUCAGAAUGUAAGGAACAUACAGUAAAUUUUGAAAAAAGUAUAUCAAAAUGUCCAGCUAUGUUUAUUAUAAUAAUAGUCUCAAAUAUGUUAAGACAACCUUUAUCUUUAAUAAAUAUGGAAUAUCUUUUUGAAUUAUUUGAUGUAAUACAAAAGUUAUUUGAUAUAUUUGAUGCAUAUGAAACAAUACAAUAUAAAAUAGAAAAAGAAUUUUAUCCUGCUGUAUCAUAUUUUUAUAAGAAAUUAGAUAAAUCUUAUUUUGAAAAUGAAAAUAAAGCUCAACAGAUAAAUAGUGCAGUUAACACAUUAUUGAUUAAAAUGGUAUCUAUUCCAUUUGGAUUGAAAGCUCUUGUUCAAGAAUCAUCAGUAUUUCAAGAAUUAAUUGAAGGAUCUAUUGCACCUUUAAGAAUGUCUUGGACAUCAAUUGAAGUAGUUAAUUUUGUAUCAUCUGCUGCUUUUUUUCACUUGGGAUAUGAUGUUUUUGCGCAUUUAUGUCAAAUGUAAAAGAAUCAUACAAUAAUGAAGAACAUAAUUAUCCACUUAAUUUAUUACAAUUAUUUAAUAAUUUAAUAAAUCCUGAAUCAAAUUAUCAUUACUUAGGACUUUUAUCAUUAAAUAUUGUAAUUUGGAAUUUAAAUAUUUGU